Molecule: messenger RNA, 2755 nt
Organism: Drosophila rhopaloa
Lineage: Eukaryota; Metazoa; Arthropoda; Insecta; Diptera; Drosophilidae
Exons: 5
Coding region: 72-2675 (867 amino acids)
Molecular function (GO): serine-type endopeptidase inhibitor activity
Source: RefSeq, a predicted model, not a curated record
GCGGAGCCGAAAUCGAGCGGACGAUUUGCGCGGAAGAAUACAUUUAAUUAAAUCAGCACCAGAUAAGAAAAAUGGCGAGCAAAGCCACUAUCGUGCUCCUACUAACGGGACACCUUCUGGUUGCCCAUACCUUCGCACAACAGCAAGAUAAUACCUGGCAAACACGUACAGUCAAUGUACAACGCGAUCGUGGCUUGCGCACCCAGCCAGGCAACUCCAACUGGGGACAACAGGCCAACCAACAACCUCCGAACAAUGUGCAGGAGGUGCCCCUUAAUCAGCAAGCGACGACCACCCCCCCACCCAAUCGUCCGCCACCCUCGUACAGCUACAUGGACCGCUUCAGCGCCAAGCUCUUCCAGAAAAUAGUGAGGCAGCCUUGGCAGGGCAACAUCGUCUUCUCACCCUUCUCCGUCCACGCCCUGCUGGGCAUGAUCUAUGCGGCAUCUUCUGGGGACACUAUGCGCGAAGUGCAGCAGGUCGGCGAGUUCGGCGAGAGCCAGAUGGAUGUGGCCCAGGACUUCGAGCGGCUUUACAAAUUUAAGGAUCAUCUGCAGGGUGCCGAUCUGACAAUGGCGCUGAGGGUCUUCUACAACCAGCGGCUGAGCGGCAUCAAUCCCAGCUACGAUGCGUUCGCUAAGUUCUACUACGACGCCGGCACAGAGCCCGUGAACAUGGAUAACGUCCUGGAUACGGCUUCCAAGAUCAACGCCUGGGUAGCGGACAGCACUCAGAACAAGAUCCAGAACUUGGUCCGUGCCAAUGAUAUUAAUUCCCAGAUGCAGGCCCUGUUGGUGAACGCCGCGUAUUUCAAGGGCCGCUGGGAGAACGAGUUCUCCACCAGAAACACACAGCCCGCCGAAUUCAGCCACACCGACGGUACAGUUUCCCAGGUGGCCAUGAUGUUCAACGACGAUGUCUUCGGCCUGGCCGAUCUGCCCGAGCUGAACGCCACCGCCCUGGAACUGUCCUACAAGAACAGUGCCACCAGCAUGCUGAUCCUGUUGCCCAAUAGGAUCAAUGGACUGGCCGACCUUGAGCAAAAGUUGGCCCAGCCGCAGUUCGAUCUCAACCAGCUCGCCCACCGCCUUCGCCGCCAGAGGGUGGCAGUGGGCCUGCCCAAGUUCCGGAUCCAGUUCAAUCAGGACAUGACCGAACCCCUGAAGGAUCUGGGCCUCCGCCAGAUGUUCACUCCCAACUCGCAGGUGAACAAGUUGCUGGAUGAGCCGGUGCGCGUGGACAAGAUCCUGCAGAAGGCCUACAUCGAUGUGGACGAGAGCGGAACCGAGGCCCCGCCUUCCGAUGCCGGGUCGCUGCCAGUCAGGUCGCCGGACUUUGUCGUCGACCGGCCGUUCGUCUUUGCCAUCCGCGCCCCCAGCUCAGUGCUCCUUGUGGGUCACGUGGAGAAGCCCUUGCCGAUGACCGCCAGAAUCGACCCAGCUAUUGCCUACUACGGGCGUAUCCUGCUACUAUUAAUGGGACACCUUCUGGUUGCCCAGACCAUCGCGCAGGCCAACUUUGAUCGUAGGCAAUCCCAAAACAACAGUCGACAACUAUCGCCUUCCUUCAGCUACAUGGACCGAUUCAGCGGCAAACUCUUCCAGAAAAUCGCGAAGUCGAACCCGGGAAACGUUGUCAUCUCUCCCUUCUCCGUCCACGCCCUGCUGGGCAUGAUCCUUGCGGCAUCUGUUGGGGAGACUAGGCGCGAGCUGAAACACGUCGGGGAGUUUGGCCCUAGUCAGUUUCAUGUAGCCCGGAACUUCCGGCGGCUGCUCAAAUUCAAGGAUCAUCUGCAGGGUGUCGAGUUGACGACAGCGAUGAGGGUCUAUUACAACCAGCGACUGGGGGGCAUCAAUCCCAGAUUUGAGGAGUUCGCCAAGAUCUACUACACCGCCGGUACGGAGCCCGUGGACAUGGAUAACGGCGGGGUCACGGCCACCAAGAUCAACGCCUGGGUGGCGAACAGCACCCGGAACAAGAUCCAGAACUUGAUCUCGCCCGGCAGCAUUACAUCUAAUCUGGGGGCUAUACUGGUGAACGCCGUGUAUUUUAAGGGCCGCUGGGAGCACGAUUUCUCCACUAAGAACACGCACCCCGACGAAUUCCGCCACACUGACGGUAGAACUUCCGAGGUGGUCAUGAUGUACAGCAAUGAUGUCUACGGCCUGGCCGAUCUGCCCGAGCUGGACGCCACCGCCCUGGAACUGGCCUACAAGGACAGUGAAACCAGCAUGCUGAUCCUGCUGCCCAAUCGGCACGAUGGAUUGGCCGACCUUGAGCAAAAGUUGGCCCUACCGGAGUUCGAUCUCAACCGGAUUGCCCCCCGCCUGCGACGCCAGAAGGUUGAAGUGAACUUGCCGAAGUUCCGGAUCGAGUUCGAGCAGGACUUGAUCAAACCCCUAAAGGAGCUGGGCCUCCGCCAGAUGUUCUCGCCACGCCCGCAAGUGAUCAACUUGCUCAAUCAGCCAGUGCGCGUUGACCAGAUCAAGCAGAAGGCCUACAUCGAUGUUGGCGAGGGGGGAACCGAGGCCGCGGCAGCAUCCUAUGCGACGGUGAAUCGUAGAAUGAUUUCUAACAACCCCAUAUUCGUCGCCAACCGGCCGUUCGUUUUUGCCAUCCGCACUCCCAGCUCAGUGCUCUUCGUGGGUCACGUGGAGGAUCCAGGUCUGAAAUAAAUAAUAAGCUAUGUCUACAAUCGACAAUAGAGGGCUUUACUUCCGAAAGGAACCAAUAAAGUUGUUUCAGAAUUAAUAAA